Messenger RNA from Sesamum indicum (sesame), 1098 nucleotides. Its product is annotated as Nucleic acid-binding, OB-fold-like protein. Gene Ontology annotation, molecular function: single-stranded DNA binding. Gene Ontology annotation, biological process: mitochondrial DNA replication; positive regulation of helicase activity. Gene Ontology annotation, cellular component: mitochondrial nucleoid. The record is from RefSeq and is a predicted model, not a curated record. Lineage: Eukaryota; Viridiplantae; Streptophyta; Magnoliopsida; Lamiales; Pedaliaceae.
CUGUUAAAUCCCCAUGUCAUAAGAAGCCUAAUGUGGAGCUUCACCUUGUCUGCUAACUCUUCCCCCACUGAUUGACGGCAACCACUCCAGGCGGCGCCGACGACAACGACUGCUCUUCUCACCAAGAAAACGGUGUCUUAGCUGAAAGGUUCGUAACUCACUCCUCCACAAAUAUUUAGCAUCUGGCCAGGCAAACCUCUCCUAGGUUUUGAAGUCUCUUUAGUAAAUCAAUCAUCAAUGGCAUCCUUUUUAUCGAGAAAAUUGUCCGGUGUGGUUCUUUCAAGAUAUAGAGCAAAUUCUGUGGUACCAAAGCCAUCUUCUAUUGCUUUUUGCACCAAAAGUCUUUCUUCUGCAGAAACUGAGUCGAGCUCUGAUUCUGAGUCAGAAUUAGGCCGUCUUCCCGCAGAUUCUUCUUCUUCAAGACAGCAGCCGGCAAAUAGGGAGCGACCACUUGAAAAUGGAUUGGACCUGGGCAUUUACAAAGCAAUUUUGGUGGGGCAGGUCGGGCAGGCUCCAAUACAGAAGAGACUGAGGAGUGGGAAGACGGUUACUCUGCUAUCACUCGGAACCGGAGGCAUACGAAACAACAGGAGGCCCUUGGAUAAUGAAGAGCCCAGGGAUUAUGCAAAUCGCUGUGCUGUGCAGUGGCAUAGGGUAUCAGUUUAUCCGGAGAGGUUGGGGCAACUUGCCAUGAAGAAUCUUGUCCCUGGUUCCAUCUUGUAUGUCGAAGGGAAUCUGGAGACCAAAAUCUUCAAUGAUCCCAUAACUGGCCUUAUUCGGCGAAUACGAGAGGUUGCCGUACGCCAAAAUGGCAGGCUUUUGCUUCUAGGAAACGGAAAUGAAGCUGAGCAGUUAACAAAAGCUGAUAUUGCUCGUGUUGGUUAUUACUAAGGUGAUUUGUUUACAUGGUUUAGCUCUUGUAAUUAUGUUCUCACAUUGUUUUAGGUUGAAGAUAUGGCAGCCGUUAAGUAUGUUGUUGGCCAUGAACUGGUGGGUAGACUUGGGAUUUUGCGCCAUUUUUAUUGGCUUUCAUGACUCCAUACUUACAAACAUGGCAUUAGUCCAAUUUUCUUCUAUGGAGAAGACAUCUCUUUUGCA